This is a messenger RNA of Nasonia vitripennis (jewel wasp), 1316 nucleotides long. RefSeq lists its product as uncharacterized. NCBI's taxonomy places the organism in Eukaryota, Metazoa, Arthropoda, Insecta, Hymenoptera, Pteromalidae. The transcript has 2 exons. The coding region runs from base 405 to 755 and encodes 116 amino acids. The record is from RefSeq and is a predicted model, not a curated record.
UAUUUGUCUUUUCGUCUGCUACAUCAUGUCAUGAAAUUAUAGCUUUCAAUUUGGUUUAAAAUAUCCCUAAAAUAAUUUUUAUGAGCUAUUUUGUGAGCCCUUUAAAAACUGACAGUAUAAGUAAAUGUCUCAGUUUUUACUCAUACAAAAUUGAUUUACGUAUUUUAAUAAAUAAAGCGUUGUUAUGUCAAUAACAUGUUAAUAAAAUGCUUAUAAUAACUAUUUUUUAAGAAAAUAAACCUUACGGUCGACCUACAGUUGCAUACGACGCUGCUUCUACAGUUACUCAGAAAAGACGACAAUAUUCUUUGAGUUCAGCUAUAACCGAUACUCAAUGUUACGAGACAUCAAAAAAAAAAAAAAAAAAAUUAAGAGCUAAUGGAAAUCACAGUGGGGUAAAGUUGAUGGACAAAAUUGUUGAUCCGGAUACUGCAUCUGAAAUUUUAGAACUAAUGAAGAAGCCUGCUAAGCGUUCACGCAUGUCUCUUCAAGAUGCUGUGAAAUUAAUUGUAAAUUGUAACCUGAGUAUAUACACCUACAAGAUAUCAAGGAAAAUAACACUUAAAUACGGCCAUGACUUAUAUCCUACCUACAAAGAGGUUGCGAAAUUUAGAGAAGAAUCUUAUCCAAAAGACCUAGUAGUGACUGAAACAAAAUGUGUGGUACGACUUCAGAAGCUACUAAAUAACACUAGCGGUUAUUUAUGUUUUUACAUCUAUCUUUUUAUGAUAAAGAGAAUACAACUUUAUUAUUAAUUUUAAAAUAUGGUUUCGACGGGACGAAUGUCAACGCGUAUCGUCAAAAGUCAGAUGAUUAAAAAAAUUCAUUUAGCAGCAUAUUCUGCUGUUCCAUGGUACCACUUCGGUUGAUUGAUAAAACUACGAAAAUAGUUCAUUGGGAAAAUUCUCGGCCAUCAUCGAUUAAACUUUGUCGACCAAUAACAAUUUCUUAUGAAAAAGAAACUGAUGAGCUUUGCAAAAAUCAAGAAAGAGAUAUAAUGGCUCAGAUUCAAGAAUUGCAGGAUGUUUCUAUAAAUUGUUGUACUGUCCAAUUCUAAAUGAUAUUGACGAUGAUUGACGGAAAGUUGUGAAAUUAAACACCCAGCUGGAAAUGAUUAUUAUAUAUUUAUAUUAUCAUAUAUAUGUGUGUGUAUGUAUAUACUACACUGGUAGAAAUCUGUCAAUUUAAAAAUAACUUAUAAUCUAGGAACUAGGCAAGACUUAUAAAGAUUUUAUUUAUUAAGGAUAAUAUUAUAUUGUUGUGAUUGACAAAUUUUGGAAUGUUUUUAUUCUUUCUUUUCGGGAUUUAGUACAAUG